This is a messenger RNA of Ostrinia nubilalis (European corn borer), 4073 nucleotides long. Its product is annotated as glycogenin-2-like. Lineage: Eukaryota; Metazoa; Arthropoda; Insecta; Lepidoptera; Crambidae. Gene Ontology annotation, molecular function: glycosyltransferase activity. Gene Ontology annotation, cellular component: cytoplasm. The transcript has 9 exons. Bases 142 to 3756 code for a protein of 1204 amino acids. The record is from RefSeq and is a predicted model, not a curated record.
GUGUGAGGGGGGACGGCGCGAGGGGGUCGAGUCGCCGCACGCUGCGUGCAUUUGCUAGUACCGCGCGAAGAGCGCGCGUGGUUCGUGAUAUAAUCAGAGCGGUGACAGACUGUCACGCACGAGACUACACCCGGCCUCAUAAUGUCAAAUCGAGCAUGGGUGACUCUGGCCACGAACGAUUCGUACGGCCUCGGGGCGUUGGUGUUGGCACAUUCGCUGCGCCGCGCCACCUCUGCCUACCCGGCCGUGGUGCUCAUCACGCCGUCAGUGACUGAUGCCAUGAGAGAACGUCUCCGCGCUGUGUUCGCGGAUGUUGUGAUAGUGGACGUUCUGGACUCCAAAGACGCGGCGCACCUAGCCUUGCUGCAGAGGCCUGAGCUCGGCAUCACCUUCACAAAGAUCCACUGCUGGAGCUUGACUCAGUACGAAAAGUGCGUCUUCCUUGACGCUGACACAUUGGUAAUCCAAAACUGCGAUGAGCUAUUCGAGCGCGAAGAGCUGUCAGCGGCGCCUGACGUCGGCUGGCCAGACUGCUUCAACUCCGGAGUCUUCGUGUACAAACCCUCCAACGAGACCUUCGAGAAACUCAUCAAAUUCGCACAGGAACGAGGCAGUUUUGACGGUGGUGAUCAAGGUCUCCUCAACUCCUUUUUCUCAGACUGGGCACAUGGAGACAUCAACAAACACUUGCCAUUCCUUUACAAUGUCACAUCUGCGGCCUUCUAUUCCUAUCUGCCCGCGUUGAAACACUAUGGGCAAGACUUAAAAAUCAUCCAUUUCAUCGGCAUUGCCAAGCCGUGGUUGCAACAGUUCAACUGGGAGUCCCGCACUGUCGACGCGCCCGACCACUUGAAAGGGCUUCUCCAACUCUGGUGGGACUUAUUCGUGGGCCAGGUCCAUUCUCAGCUUGACGUCACUAUGGUUGAGGUGCAAGACCCCACCCCGGCGUUACCUCCGCACGACGUCAGCCAACAUUACGCGCCCGUCGUCGACCCCGAAUCAGAGUUCCCCUGGCAUCACCCAGAUGCGCAACCCAAGGAAGUUUACCAUAGAGAAGAACUUGACUUAGGCCAGUUCCAUGACCCAUGGGAAAUUUACGGAGGACAAAUCCCACCGAAUAAAGAAGAACCAACCACUCACAACACUAUCCUGGGGAGAGUGGAGGAUCACGAAGAGAUGAAGAAGUAUGCGUGGGAAUAUCAGCCCUCGCAUCAAGAAUACAAUCCCGUACAUUAUUCGCAAGAAUACUCUUCUCAACAUAACUAUCAACCAUAUCAACAUCAUGAGCAUGAACGUCAGGAAAUUCAAACUUAUCAUCACCACUCAGAGCAUCACUGGGAAUCUCAUUCCCACGACCAAAGUGCACACUAUCAUCAUCACCAUCAAACAGAUGUACAACAUUGGCAGCAAAAGCCAAAUCAUCAUCAUCAUCAACAUGAACAUCAAGAUCACUUUCAUCACGAAAAUCAAAAUGUUCAUCAUCAUGACGAAAAUAAACAGGAAUAUACCGAUUACGGUCAAACAUAUCAUUCUCACGAACAUCACCACGAUCACUCUGUAUAUAACACUGAUCAUCAAGCACAUCACCAUCUUCCUCACCAGCCACAACACGAGCAGUCGCAUACCCAUCACGUGCACACCCAAAUUCAGAACAUUUCUUCAGAUUCUAAAUCUCAUUCUCACCACCGAGUCGAACAAGUUCUUCGAGUUCAUAUAGACCACGACACAAUUGCGAAACUUCACGCCCCAAAAGGGGAUCAGACAGAAAAACUUAAGGAAAUGAUGAACGGAGAUGUCUCUGAGAAUGAGGGUGAUUAUUACGAGGAAAUCAGGCCGAGGCACCCGUACGAUGGGUUUUAUUUAAGACACAGGGUUAUAAUAGACGCACGGGGCCGUAAGAUCUGCACCCAUGAGAUCCCACCGACUCCGUCACCGUCGCCUUCCCCACCACCAGACUGUGAUCCGAUUGAGUGUUCCACUGAUUUACCAAAUGGGGAAUCGCCACAGGCUAAUGACGAUGAAGAGCAAAGUGGAGUUGCUGGCAACUUAGCACGAGUAAUCCCAGGCGCGUCUGGGUCUCAGCGCGAGGCGCUCGACGAGCUGACUCGCCGUCAAGGAUGGGAAGCAGGAAACAUCGACUACAUGGGGGCUGACUCCUUCGACAACAUUUGGGCAAAGAUCUCCCAGACUCUCAGCCAACCCAGAGUGUCGCCUCCCAAACAGCUGCCUAAAGAGCCAUCGCCGCCCAAACAAGAAGCGCCCGCUCCGGCGCCAGUAGAAGUGGCCCAGGAGGCAGCUACAGUGGACGCCCCUGCCCCCGAGGCAGCGCCGGCUCCAGUGGCGGCCCCGGAAACUGCUGUUGAGGCCCCCGCGAAAGAGCCCGCUCCUGAAGCAGUCGAAGCACCAGUGACCUCUCAGGCUGCGGCCCCUGUAGAAGCUCCGGCCCCAGCAGACGUACCAGUGACAGUAGAAGCCGCCCCGAAAGAAGCGGCCGAACCGGUAGCGGCUGCUGAAAUUCCGGCCACAGUCGAAGCCGUAGCGGCUGAUGCACCCGCGCCAGUUGACUCCUCAGAUAUCCCGGCCACAGUCGAAGCAGCUAGCGCGCCAGGUGAGGCCCCCAAAUCGACCGAGGCCCCCCCUGAAGUCCCCGUAUCUGUGGAGACGCCGGUCGCCUCCGAAGUAGCGAAAGAUGAGCCCCAAAAGACUGAGACACCCGCCCUUCCGCCCACCCCACCAGUAACGCCAAAGUCCGCCCCAGAAGCACAAAAAGAGGUGUCUGUGCCCGCUGCAGAACCUGCGUCUGAAAGUGCCCCCCAAGUAGAAUCUGUCGAGACCCCGAAAGAAGAGGUUCCAGUACCCGCGUCUGAACCUGUCUCAGAAAGCGCUCCCAAAGUAGAGUCAGUAGAACCUAAAAAAGAGGCGGCACCCGCGUCCGAGCCUGCAUCGGAGAGCGCCCCUAAAGUAGAGACUCCGAAAGUGGAAGCUCCUGUGUCUGUAGAAAGCGUCCCCAAAGUAGAAUCGCAGAAAGACGAGAUUUCACCCGCCUCAGAGGGUGCUCCCAAAGUAGAGUCAGUAGAGAGUCCAAAGGAGGAGGCUCCCGCUCCCGUAGAAGCGCCCCAAGCUCCCGUGGCCCCGGCGACCCCGGUUUCGUCCGCGCCGGCCAGCCCGGCAAAGCCGCCCGCUACGCCCGAGAAACCUUUGGCGCCUCCGUCCCCGACGGCCUCCACAGAUAGCCCGCCGUUAGCCAAUACCCCGUCCAAGGAAGAGGCCCCCGCGCUGCCCGCGGCCAAAUCGGAGGAGCGUCGCAAGGUGGGGAAGUUGCAGCUGCGGCCGCCCGCGGUCGCCGACCCCCUGCCGACUCCCGACAGCGAGCUGGAGGACGCGGCGACGCUGGCACACGCCAUCAUCGCCAGCGAGCUGCGCACGCCCACCGUCUCGCCGCCCGAGCCCGCCGCCGCCGCCUCGCCCCCGCCGCCGCUGCAGGAGAAACGUCUCUCUGUAGAAGGGCCCGAAGUCCCCACGCCGCCUAUCUCGCUCGCACAGAUCGGCGUCAAGCCCGCGCCCAAGGCUAAGCCGACCACCGCCGCCCAAAUAGAGUCCUCGCUAGCAGACAAAUCUGAGCCCGCCGCGACCGCCGACCAACCGGCGCCCAAGAAGAAGGUAGUCAAAAAGGUUAAGAAGGAGACCACCGCCGCCGGCGGCGAGGCGCCCGUCCCGCCGCCGCGCAAGAAGGAAAAGAAACCCAAAGAGAAGUGAGCGCCGUGCUCUUCAUAGUUCCUCUGUGCCAUAAGUGUAGCCUUACCUGUCUAAUUUUAAUCUUUAUUUAAUUUUCGAAUAUGCUUUUAUGUACUGCGUAAUCUUUAUGUUAGAAUUAAUUAUAUGUCGUCGUCAUCACACGUCCAUGUAUCUUUUUGUUUGAAAUUUUUACUCUUUAUGUUAACUAAAUAUUUUUACAUUUUAACUUUAUUUAUUUUUAACAGUUAUUUCGGUUUUUUAAAUUGAUUACCAAAGGAUCAACGUAUUUAUUGAAACGAAGUUUUUAUGUAAUUUUUGUAUUAAAAUUAUAUUUUGGA